Messenger RNA from Tribolium castaneum (red flour beetle), 7007 nucleotides. RefSeq lists its product as uncharacterized. Lineage: Eukaryota; Metazoa; Arthropoda; Insecta; Coleoptera; Tenebrionidae. Gene Ontology annotation, cellular component: cytoplasm. The record is from RefSeq and is a predicted model, not a curated record. Bases 90 to 6896 code for a protein of 2268 amino acids. Gene Ontology annotation, molecular function: GTP binding; ATP binding; ATP hydrolysis activity. The transcript has 9 exons.
ACCCGUCACUGCCAAAGUGACAAAGUGACAAUAUUUUGCUUGACAUUUUUAAACAUUUUGGGUGUUUGCGCUUUUAAACUAAACUAAAAAUGUCGCACGAUUCCGAUUACGUGCACAAACGCAACCACCUCACCAACAUCACACCUGACCAAACAGUAGUCAUCAAAAAAAGUCUUUUUCGCUUCCUUCCUGGCGUCAAAUACGAAGAAGACCAAAAAAUUUCUCCCCCACCAGCUGGGGAAUGGUACCCUUACGUCAAUUCUUACUACCCUUUCACCGAAGAUGUGGAUGCUUACGCUCGUGUAAGUCAUUUACUCGAGUCCAAACGUUCGAUGGACUCUCUCGAUAAAGAACUAACUUAUCGAGAAAUGAACGAGUACUCGGACCGCAAAAUCUACCGACAAUUUUUGCGCAAAAAACCCGUUUCGUUCCUGGUUUUGGGCAAGCCUGGCAUGGGCGAGGAGGAAAUCGGGCGGCGUUUGGCCGAGUAUUGGAAAUGCGUUUACAUCGACCCUUUGACCCUCCUUGAGGAGGAGAUCGCGCUUGAGACACGCGCCGGACAAUGCAUCGAGUUUAACUUGCGAUGUGGGCGAGCUGUCGGUAUUGAUAUUUUGUUGCGACUUUUGACUAAAAAAGUCCAAACUGCGGCGGUUUUGCAUCGAGGGUUUGUCUGCUGUGGCUUUCCUCUAGUCCCGAAUGACUUGUACGAAGAAGACCCGAUUUCCUCCGAAUCUGCCAUUUUCAACGUUCGAGAAAUUUUCGAAGAACUGAUCGACCAAACAAUCCGUUUUACCGAUUUCUCGAACAAAGUUGAAGUUUCAAUGAUCGCCUCGUCCAAGGAAAGCUCGCAACAAACCGAGAAGGAAUCAGUCGAAGGCCCACAAUCGAUGGACGAGAGCGGCCUUAAAAUGUCUCUAGAGUGGAGCAUUGAAAACCAGAUUUGUGGCCCAACUGACAUUUCCACCGACUUGGAAAAACAACUAAACUGUCUUUUCGGCGUUUUCCACGAACCGUACUUGCUCAUUUACAUUUACGGGAAAAACUCCGACGUUAUUACGAAACGGGACAAUUAUUUUUACGACGUUUAUUCCAAAAAUACGCUCGAUAUGCAAAAAAUUAACUUGUUUUACGAGAUUGGAGCCUCGAAUGAGUUUCUGACUGAGGAUUUGUUCGACGGUGGUCGAAACCCCUUUGCGGAAAAUCCCGAUUUGAAACACUUGGUUAAAGUACCGGAAAAUAUGCCGGCUAAUGUGAGUACCCAACUGGAUCAGUACCACACCAUAGCCAACCAAAUCGAUGGGCGAGUGCUAGUCCACGACAUCCAGUAUUAUCUAAAAUUGGACGGCCGUUCCUUCAUUUCCCAAAUGAUGAAUUCUAUUAAAUUACGUCUGGAGGUCUUGCCUUUACAGAAAGCUAUAAUUCCGGAACGCUUUGUUAGUACUUUUCAACUGGUGGGUGAAGGGGUCGAAAUUGAGGAAACCCUGACGCUAGAAGAGGCUUUUUUGAAAUUCUCUAAACAAAACACAAUUGCGCCCAUUUUUAAAUGGUCUUGGUCCGACUGGGGCACUUUGUGCCCCGUCUCCAUGUUCCAAGGGAUUUACCAAAAUGGGUCCCCGAAGUACGCUGUUCAUUUCCUCAACAAACUUUACUUUCUCAACAAUGAGGAUGCGUUGGUUAAGUUUGAGGAAAACCCACGUCCUUAUCUCCUUCCGCCGUUCCCCAAACCUGGCUCAAGAGUCCUAGUUUUCGGACCGCCAGUUUCGGGAAAAUCGGCCGUUUCCAAAUGUUUGGGCUAUUUAUUAAAUUCGCGUGUUCUGACGGCCAGUAGCUUGCACAAGGAAUUUUUCGACCAAAUGGUCAAUGAACAAAAAGAAAGGGUAAAACAGAUGGCGAUUGGCGAAGCUAUGGAGCUUCUAAGAGCGCAGAAAAGCGAUGAACGGGAGAAGAGACUGGAGGAAAGGAAGGAGAAGAUUCAGAAAUGGGAGGAGCAAGUGGUUGAGUUGUUAUCGACUUUGGUCCAGCUUUGGCAGAAGGGAGGCGAGGAAAGUGUUGAGAUUUCGUCGUUUCCGCUUCCGAUGUCUCAAGCGUUGAUGCACAGACGUAGCAUGGACGAGGAUAAGAUGAUCCGUGAAAGUCUAAUCAGUUUGAAUCUGCCGUAUAUUCAGGAUUUGGAUCAUUGUAGCAAGUUUUUGAAAAAUCGUUCCGUACUUUUUGAACAUUUACCGAAGAGUCUUAAGGCGGAGGUUGCCGAAGAGAUACCGUCGAUUUUCGAUUCGUUUGUGCUCGAUUACGUGCAAAGCAAGGUUCAGACGCUGGAUCUUGACGAGAUCAAGCAGAAGGUUCAUGAUAAUGUGUUCGAGAUGUACGCUCGCGGAAUCAAGGCGAGUGAAGAGCAACCAGACCAUGAUGGGUGGAUCGUUGAUGGGAUGACCACCGAUUUGAGUUUAUUGAAGCAAGUGCUUGAGGAGUUUUCCGUGGAUGAUAUAAUCGUACUCGACUGUUCUGACUACGAUUAUUUGUUACAACGGUUCAAGCAGUUUAAGAAGAACCAAAUGCAUUUUCGCAACUUUAGGGAGUUUUUCCUAAAAAUUGGGGAAAAGGACGCAGCUUGGCGUACUCCUUCGGUGGUAUCGACCCUUUCGUAUAAAAAGGAAAUUGUUGAGGAGGUCCUCAGCGAUAUUAUACGAUCAGGCUUCGAUGAGGAAGUUGUCGAAAGUGAAAGAGAAGUCUUAACCGAAGACUAUAAGCAUGAUUUAGAACUAUACCAGAAGGAAAUUGCAGAUGUUAAAGCAUUUUUUGACGAAACCCAAGUACAUGCUAAUUACAUCGAUGUGAAAGACUUGCCCAUUGAAGAUUUGCUCAGAGAAGCAAUUGAUGCGGUUCAAGGACGAUACAGAAGAAAGGCAACUGAAUUCACCGAUGAAGAUCGAGCCGAAGAAAUUCAACAAAUGCUAGCAAACCUGGUUCAAGGUAAUGAGGGUGAAGGCGGAGCAAGUCAAGUUGAUGAUUUCUUGGCCAGAAAUAGACGUUAUGGAGACACUUACUACUACUGUCCUGUCACAUUCACCGAGAAGUUUGUACUUUGGCGUGGCAAAGAACAAUUUGCUGCCAAAUUCAAGGAUACGAUUUAUCUCAUGGCUAAUGAAACGAACUUGAAGAAAUUUAUUAAAUACCCGAGGAGGUACUUGAUCCAGAAUGGUCCAUCUCCGAGGUUUCCACCUCCGAGAAUCUGCAUUGUUGGUUGUGCAGCAAAAGACAGGACUUUGGUUUCCAAAAAACUGGCAAAGAAUUUAGGUGUGCAGUAUCUCAGUUUUAAAACCAUCAAAAAAUCGGCACUUGAUGCCUUAAGUUCGAUCAGCCUUUUGAUCAAUGCGGAGGACCGCGAAGUGCCCGAUGCUCUCACUUUGGAAUUUUUUGACUCAAUUUUCCAACUUGCGUUUUUCGGAAAUGGCUUGAAAUAUAUUGGUUUUGUGUUUGAUGGUUUUCCACAAAGUGCCAAUAACCUCAACUAUAUGGUUUUCCGAGGUGCUAUACCCGACGCUAUCAUUUGUCUAACCCCGAAUUUUGAGAGUUACUCUAAACAGGAAUUGGAAUCGAGUCUUGAAGAAUGGAGGGCCAGGCAGGAGAAACAAAGAAAGGAGGAGGAGAUUAUCAACUCGAUUAUACUUCAAGACUGGGAAGAGAAGCGUAAAGUGCGCUACAACGAACUAAUGGACGCGAAACGACAAAGUCGCUACUCAAAAAAACUACAAGACGAAGUUUUACCGAGAGUUGACGAGGAACCUGAGGUUGGUUUCACGUCUGAUACUCAAGUGAGCUUUGAUUCGGUCACUGAGCAACAAGAACAUGACGAAACUAUGAAAAUUCUCGAUGAGGAGUUUCCUGAGCCGCUCUUGGAGCAGUCCCAAGAGACUGAAGAGGAAUUUAUCGAAAACACCACCAGACAUAUUGAGGAAAAGUACGACAAUUACUUGAAAUUUAUUGAAGAAGUUAAGUCGAUUUGUAACGCUGAACUUAUCCCGUACCACGAAAUCAACACCAGUCAGGACCAAGGCAUGGAUAAAGUCCUAAGACAGGCUUAUAUCAUCGGGAAUGAAUUGAAAUUUCGCGGUCCUUCUUUUUUCGAACGUUGCUACGACGUGUCUCUAGACCAGGCCAAUAAACUCCUAAAUUGUGGUUACUACGUUUUGAGCACUUAUGGCCGCCUGUGUCCUGUGGAGAGUUACAAGGGAGAAAAUCCUCUCCAUUGCUACAUCGCAAGUCAACAAAAAAACGAGCUGUAUCCUGUGAUCCACCGCCAGUACAUUUAUUUCGUGUCUGGUGAAAAAAACCGCGACAAGUUUUUCAAAAACCCUCUCAAAUACACAACUAGGAAAAAAAACACCGAGUUUGCUCUAAUCCCAGCUCGUGUCUCAAUAAUCGGGCCUCCAAAAUCUGGCAAGACUAGUCUAUCGUAUCGCUUCCAACGCGAUCUAGGUUUCCGUGUUGUAACACUUGGCGAAUCAGUUCGUUACGUUUUGUCGCAUCCUUUAUUCACGAAUUUGCGCCACGAUUUGGAGAAGGUUUUGCGCAAAGGCCACGCGUUACCGUACGACCUUUUGGCCGAAUGUGUGAACGCGGCGAGUUUUUGCGGCGAGUGUGUCACUCAAGGCCUGGUUUUUGACGGUUUUCCAAAUUCCAUCACUGGAAUGACUCUUCUCACGCGCUUUGGUUUGGUACCACACCUGAUUUUCGACCUCCAAAUUAACAAGGAACGGGUGCUUGAGCUGGCGUCAAAUCCCUGUGGGAAGUACCCACAGUACAGCCAACGUUUCGUGCGACAUUUGUACAACGAGUGGGAAAAAUCGCAAGAGUUGUUUCGCAUUUGGUGCGAUCGGGAGUACCAGAAUAUUUACAAAGUUGCAGUUGAUCGGAGCAUUUGGGGGGUUUGGGAGCAGGCGAAAAUCGUGACUUUGUCGGUGAUGUUUGAGCGGAAGCACUACUACCAACACAUCAAAGCCGAUUGGCCUCUAAGACUUGCGAAUAUGUUGGUGACACCGUUUGAGUUUUUGGAACGGAGGAGUGGGUACAAAACGUUUUGUCCCGGUUGUUUGUUUUAUUUCCGUAAAUUGACAAAUGGGGGUGAUCCCCCUGAUCGUACCGGACUUGUCCAGUACUUGUCCCAUUUCUAUUGGUUGUGCCAGGAGCAUAUUGAGGAUUUUUUGAAAAAUCCCGACGUGUUCCUACCACCAAGCAACGUGUGUUUGCCGCAAGAGUUACCAACAGUUGUCCAAUUGUCAGGGCCUGUGAAGGCCGUCGAGGACGGUUAUUGUGUCGUUUGUUACCAGAGGAACUUCCCCAAGAAAGUACUAACUAGGGGUUCGCUUGAUUUAGCUGUGCAAUACCGGGAUAAGAUUUUUCUUUUCGAUGAAAAACCGUGUCUUCAGGAGUUUAUGGCCACGCCUGAGGCUCUUUGUUGCAUGACGAUUAAUUUCAAGGAGGAUAUUAAAGUUUCGUUGGAUUAUAAGGAUUUGCCAGUUUUGGGAAUGUUGGAGCAGUUUGUGGCUAGAACAGUAGUUAGGGCUUGUAACCAUGCUAAUUUUCAUAGACCGGUCAUUCCGGGUUUGAGUAUUUCUCAAGCUGCGCUCAUUUGUAUUGGUUUGAAUAUGAAAAUUCAUAAUUUGGCGACUAAACAUAAGGAGAAGUAUGUCAAAGCGCUUGAGGUUUUUCACGAGAGGAGGACGAAUCUGAUCAAGUUUUUGGAUUUGAUGAAAAAGUAUAGAAAUCCGGCUGUUUUUUACACGGAACCGGAUACUCCCUCGUCGACUGAUGCCGAUAGUGAUGAAGUUGUGGACGAAAUCCAACCUUUGACGAAGGUUUACUCCUCGGGUGUAUCACGUCGGGUGCCAGUGCCUGACGACCGUUUCGAUUACCUCUGCGACUACUUCAAGCCUGCGAGUAAAGUGCCAGCGUUUUUGAACAUUGUGGAUAUCGCCGGAUUGGUCAAAGGGGCCUCCGAAGGACAGGGAUUGGGCAAUGCGUUCUUGAGUCACAUCAGUGCGUGCGAUGCCAUUUUUCACUUGUGUCGGGCGUUUGAGGAUGACGAUGUCACUCAUGUCGAAGGUGAGGUUAAUCCCGUCAGGGAUUUGGAUAUUAUAGCCGAAGAGUUGAGACUGAAGGACGAGGACACGCUUUUGAAGAAUAUGGAAAAGUUGGAAAGGACCGUUCUGAGAGGCGGGGACAAGAAAUUGAAGCCGGAAUAUGAUACUCUAGUUAAGAUACAAGGGGUGCUCUGUGGAGAGAAGAAACAUAUACGGUUCGGCGAUUGGGAUGCUAAAGAUAUCGAGGUGUUGAACAAGUAUUUGUUCCUGACUUCGAAGCCGACGAUAUACCUGGUGAACCUGUCCGAGAAGGACUACAUCAAGAAAAAGAACAAAUGGUUGAUAAAGAUCAAGGAAUGGGUUGACAAAAACGAUCCCGGCUCGCUAAUUAUCCCAUUUUCUGGUGCUUUCGAGCACAAACUCGUCGAAGAAUAUCCCGAAGCUGCAGAGAGAAAGAAAUACUUGGAGGAAUUGAAUACAACCAGCGCUUUGGAUAAAAUCAUCGUUCAAGGCUACAAAGCCCUCCAAUUGGAGUACUUCUUCACGGCAGGUCCUGACGAAGUCAAAGCUUGGACGAUUCAGAAAGGUACAAAAGCGCCACAGGCUGCAGGUCGCAUUCAUACCGACUUUGAGAAAGGCUUCAUCAUGGCUGAAGUGAUGAAAUUCAGCGAUUUCAAGGAAGAGGGCUCUGAAGCCGCCUGCAAAGCAGCAGGAAAGUACCGACAACAAGGACGGAAUUAUGUGGUAGAGGACGGAGACAUAAUCUUCUUUAAAUUCAAUGCCGGGGCUGGGCUCAAGGAUGCGAAGAAAAAAUGAUUAACAAUGACUGUGACCGUCUGUGUCAUGGUUUAUUUAUAUGUCAACAUGAUUUUUUUCUACUCCAGCUUGAAUUGCUAACGUGAAAAAAAUACAAUAAAAAUAAGAGUC